Messenger RNA from Closterium sp. Naga37s-1, 3357 nucleotides. The record is from the annotation of a GenBank genome assembly. NCBI's taxonomy places the organism in Eukaryota, Viridiplantae, Streptophyta, Zygnematophyceae, Desmidiales, Closteriaceae.
AUGUGUAGCUGUUACAACCCUCAUGAACCUUUGUGUCUGCGAUUGACUUGUGAUGGACAUAUCUCCCAGCAUCUUCACGCAGCCACGGGCAUAUAUCGAUGGGUAAAGGUCGACGACGAAGGCCAGUCGUCUGCGGGAAAAGCCACCGCCGAUCAUCGCGUGCUCACAUCUGUCUCGCGCGCCUCUGCUCCCAGCUCCCGCCCCACGCGCCACGCCGCCGGCAGCGGCGGCGAUAGAGACGCCAUGGAAGGCGGCGCAGCUGUGCAGUCCGCCAGUGGGACGAGCGGGGGGGGCGGCGGUAGGGGGGUGAGAGGAACGGGCAGCGGGGUGGUGGCGGAUGAUGGGGGCGAGUCGGUGAACCUGCGGGAAGGCGGGGGGGCGGCUGGGGUGGUGGGAUCGGCGCCGAUAUCGCGGCGUCGGAUGCGGCUGAGGCAAGGGGAGGCGAUGCGGCGGCGAGGCAGCGACACGUGGGGGUGGGUGCUGAGCGGACUGGCGGCCUGGUGCCCGGGCCACUCGCGCCCGGGAGCACGCCGAGGCGCGUUCGGCCGCAGCAGCGCUGGUGCUGGCAGCAACAGACUGCAGGGCAGUCGGCGACAGGCGAAGAGCGCGCAAGGGUUACCGUUGUCGCUGAGGCUGUUCCUGGCGACGGCGGCGGCGCUGGCCGUGGUGGCGGGCAGCGCGCGCCUCAUGCAGGGCGACGACGCCCUCCCCGCGCGCCCGCUCCUCCACCUCCUGCCCGACGUGCGCGCCCGCACACACGCGGCGUCCGCCUCGCCCGUAUCGGGGGGGCACGGGGGCAGCCACAACGACUCCCAUGUUGGCGGUGGAGGGGUGGCGGGAGCGGGGACAGGGGUGGAGGGGGAAGGGGCGGGUGGUGGAAUUGUGGGACAAGAGGGAGAGGGCAGCAAUGGGCCAGAUGGGGAAGGGCGUUGGGAUGUGGGUGCAGCGGGCGGUAGUGGAGAUGGCGGGACGAGCAUGGGUGGAGACGCGGGGUGGGAGGAGGACGAGGAGGAGAGCAGCGAGGAGGGCGAGGGGGCGCGCAGGGAAGGUGGCGCUUCAGGUGAGUCCGGUGGUGGCAGGGGCGCGCGUGAUGCGGCAGAGGGGCUAGGGAGGGAGGGUGAGAGCGAGGGGGCGGAGGAGGACGUGAGUGAAGGGGAGGGUGCAGCGGUGAGGGGGUUGGGUGGGUGGGCGGGUCCGUUUGACAGCAUUGAGGACGAGGCCGUGGUGGCGCAUGGCUUGAGCGCCUUCGGCAUGCGCACGCCGCCACCUGCAUUGCCAUCGUCACGUGCGGCAGUGCGGCAGUGUCGGCAGGGGGGUGAUUUCAGGGCAGCGGUGGAGGGGCGGUCGGUGGUGGUGGUGCUGCACGAGGCGUCGCUCACGGGUGCACCGCUGGCCGGCAUGGAGCUCGCCGAGGAGGUCGCGCUCUGCACCCCCCCUGCCCCCGCCCCCCGCCCCCGCAAGGCCGGCACGCUCGUGCCACAGCGGCGGCGCCUGCUGGCUAGUGAGGGUGAGGGGGGCAGGGAACGGGCAGCACGGGAGGGCUGCAAUGCCACCUGCUCGGAUGCACACUUGACCUUGCGACGGCUGCUGGGGGGGGUUGUGGUGGAGGGGGCGCAGCGAGCACGAGGGAGGGAUAGGAGGGGCUUGCGAGGAGGAGGAGCACACAAGGGGCAGCGCGCACAGCAGAGGCAGCAGCGCAUGGAGCAGCAGAAGCUGCGGCGACGGCAGCGGCGGCAGCAGUUGCAGCAGCGGCAGAUGGCUGCAGCGGAGCAGGCAGGCAUGGUGGUGGGUGGGGCGGGCGUGCACGUGCUGCUGCUCAACCGCAAAGGCGGGCUGCUGCCGGAGCUGCAGAGGCGCGGGCUCAGCGUGCUGAAGAGCAAGGGCAGUGACAGCUGGCGCGCCGCCAUGGCGGCUCACGUGGUCAUUGCUAGCUCCGCCACUGCGGCCUCAUGGAUCGGCGCAUACCUGGCAACUUGCAGCAUUGGCAGUAGUGGCAACAGCAGCAGUGGUGAUGGUAGUGGGGCGGAGGGCACAGCAGCAGGCAUGGACGGCACCACUGCCACUGACGCAUCUCUGCCCAUGGCGGGCGAGGCAGGCGGGGUGAACGCAUGUGGGCAGCGCCUGGUGUGGUGGCUCAUGGAGAACCGGCGCGAGUACUUCGACCAGGCCAAGCCCCUGCUGCCACGUGUCAGCACUCUUAUCUUCAUCUCCCACUCGCAGGCAGCCACGUGGCGUGCAUGGGCAGCAGCAGAGGGCCUGCAGCUGCCUGGCAAGCAGCACGUGAUUCCGCUGUCCAUCAACGCGGAACUCGCUGUCAUUGCGGGCCUUGCCCCGCUGCUCCCCCCUUCGCCCCUCCCUCUGCCCACUCCCACAACGUCAGCAGCGGCUGCAGCAGCAGGGCAGGGCGUGGGAGAGGGUAGAGGGGAAGGGGAGGGGAACGGGGCAGCGGAUCUGGCGGCGGCGUCAGCAGCAGCGAGGGCGGAGAUGCGGCGCCGGGUGCGGGCACGCAUUGGGGCGCGGCGCGGCGACAUGGUGGUGCUGUGCCUGAGCUCCGUGAACCCGGGCAAGGGGCAGCUGGGGCUGCUGCAGGCCGCGCUGCAGGUGUGGGCGUCCAGGGGCGAGCUGGGCAUGGCGGGGGGCGGGCUCGCAGCACAGGGCAGGGCGGGCGAGGUGGGUGUGGAGGAGGAUGGGCAGGCGGGGGAGGGCGGUGGGCGUGGAGAGGCGGUGCAAGUGGUGAAUGUGCAGCCACGCCGUGCACUGGCGCUCCCACACGCCCUCCCACCACCGCAGCUGCGCUGGCGCAGGCGGCGGCUGAUAGUGGUGGUGGGGGCGAUGAACGGCAAGAGCAACAAGGGCGAGUACAUAGUGCGCAUGGCGGAGGCCGUGCGCGAGAGGAUGGGCGACGCCCAUGUGGCUGCUCAGGUGAAGGCGGGCGGCAUCGUGUGGGUGAAUGCCACUCUCAAGGUGGCGCCCCUCUACGCUGCGGCUGAUGCCUACGUCAUGAACGCACAGGGCAUUGGGGAGACGUUUGGGCGUGUCACUGUGGAAGCCAUGGCGUUCCAACUGCCGGUCCUUGGCACGGCAGUGGGGGGCACAGCAGAGAUAGUGAGGCACAACGUCACAGGCCUGCUGCACCCCGUGCGCUUCAAGGGAGUGCCGCUCUUAGCACGCCACCUCGCCCUUCUCUUGCGCCGCCCAAGCCUGCGUCGCCAGAUGGGAAUGAGGGGGCGGGAGGAGGUGCGGCAGCGCUUCCUUUCACACCUCAUGUUUGCCCACAUGGGGAAGGUCAUUGGGGACGCCUUGCGAGCAGCCGAUUCAAGUCAGCACAUCGGAAAGACACAGUCAGGGGCACUGUGA